Messenger RNA from Periophthalmus magnuspinnatus, 1284 nucleotides. RefSeq lists its product as uncharacterized. Bases 101 to 1111 code for a protein of 336 amino acids. The transcript has 7 exons. The record is from RefSeq and is a predicted model, not a curated record. Lineage: Eukaryota; Metazoa; Chordata; Actinopteri; Gobiiformes; Gobiidae.
UGCACAGAUAUCACAAACACGCAGCUCCAAAGUGCAGCUUUCAGAUGCAGUAGACUGGAGUGGCGGCUUAGCAGUGCCUAUAGCAUAGAUCUACAUCACUAUGCCUGCAAGUGUCCCCGUGUCUCCUCUCUCUGACAGGGCUCCGGGUCAUGGGCUGCUUCAUGCUGGGUCAGUUGCCCUCGCCAUCGUAACCCAGGUGUGUGCUGCAGUUUUCUAUGGUCUGGCUAAGGAAAACACUGUUCCCAAUGGAGUGUUUGAGACGUCCUCUGGGAAUGUGUCUAAGCUGUGGAGCCUGGAGGUGACCAUGGAUCGCUGGGCCCAAAACAACUGGCUCAUGGUGGACUGCUGGUCUCUGGUCUCGCUGGUGGAGGCAGUGUACAGGCUGUGGAAGAGAAACGUAUUCGGUCCAGAGGCUUGUAACCCCGAGCUGCACCCUCCACUCUUCUACCUGAUGUGGGCCUCCGUCAACAGUGCGCGCAUCUGCUGCAUGCUCAUGUGGGACAGACAUGAAAUAGUGGCAGCUUUUGUAUUUUCCGCAAUGCAACCACCCAUCGGCUUCUACAUGCUCUACACCUCCUAUUACAAUCUUAACAAGCACAAAACUUGGCUCGCCAUCAACAACCGCAAUGUCAUUUGGUGGAUGCGCUACUUGGCCCAGAGUGGCUUGGCCUUGUCUUCCUGGUGGACUAUCCAGAUAGCUGCAGUGAACUUUGGCAUCGUGCUCAAGUAUAAGGCCGGGGUACAGGAUCCAGGCGCCAGCACUCUUGUCCUAACUACUGUCCUUUUGGCUACUGUCAUCUGGUUCUUUCUACAGAGUGUGUUUUACCUUAAAUACAUGCGUUACACAUUCACGGUUUAUCCCAUUCUAAUCCUGGGUCUUGGCGCUAUGUUCACUACUAGUUUCCAAGUCAACAACAUAACUGACAAUACUGUCUACUGUGGUUUCCUGAUGCUGCUGAUCACCAUCAUGUGCUCUGUCCACCUCAUUCUAGCCUGCAUGUACAAAGGCUCCUCACAUAAGCCUGGCCCGGUCCAGCCUGGUCUCACUCUGGAGAACUGUGCGGUCGUGUGCCAACAUGAUAGCAAAGGCAAAAUGCAAAUACAGGCAUAGAAUAAACUACAGCAAUAAAUGUACAUUAAUAACCACAGACUUUGAAGAUAUGGGUUAUUCUGACCACCAGGGAGCAGCAUUUGUCCUUGCAAAACCUUGAAGUUACUCAGAUAAGCACAACAACAGCAAUAGUGAAAAAAUAAUUCAUUAUUCAAAACCCACAUCUAUCAAAA